Messenger RNA from Macroventuria anomochaeta, 906 nucleotides. RefSeq lists its product as uncharacterized. The record is from RefSeq and is a predicted model, not a curated record. The transcript has 3 exons. Lineage: Eukaryota; Fungi; Ascomycota; Dothideomycetes; Pleosporales; Didymellaceae. The coding region runs from base 166 to 852 and encodes 228 amino acids.
UGAAAUGACGAAUCUUCGAGAUGAAUGGGCAAACCAUAAGCCGGGCCAUUCGCCGUAUACCGCAACAGUUCUCAUGGUGAUCUAUUCCUUUGCCUACUAUGCCAAAAGCGGAGUGUUCGCGUUCAAAAUGUGUCAGAUUCUAAUGUAGCUAGUCAGAGCCCUUCAAUGCUUGACACAAAAGAUCCGCAAUGGAUGCCUCUUGUGAUACGCUGGUACUUUCUGUUCCAUCAAUCGUUCUCAUUUUCUCCGCAUUACACGAUAUAUACUCUAGUCUCGAGUGGUACAAAUAUAGUCCACAGUCAUCGCUCGUUAGUAAUUACAUUACCGGCGAUCGCCCCCACUUCAUGGGGUGGCGGCUUUACUAGGCACCAAGUACGAUUUCAACAUCUCAAUGAUGCCGACUCCGAUCUACCCAAGAAAGCUGCUCAGAUGAGACAGCGGUUCUUUGCUCAGCUUCUACGAACUUCGUUAGACGGCCAAGAAGAAUCCUUGGGGGAAAGUGUACUUGGCACACGAAUUGCAACUGAGCGACGUAUACUCGUAAACCACCGGAUCGCCAUCACACUCUGCGUUGUCUUCUCCGUGUUGUUCUGCAGAUUUAUAGCCCUGCUGCGGUUCUCUCGGCAAAGAAACAGACCGUUGCAUCUUCGUCGCAACCCAAGCAGCGUUCUUGGGUUGUGCUCAACUAUCGUCCAAAGGACGACUGUACUGCAUCUGUUCAAGUCACUUGACCUUGCCUCAAGGCGAGCGUUGAAGGCUCACCUCGCCACACGUACUUUCGCCACCUCGUCUAAAGAGCUCUACGGAUCCGCAACUUGGUUGGUUUGCUUGCAUACGUCCUGGCAUUGUUAGUAGCAACGGCAUUACUGUUCAAGUACGCGCGAACGUUGACUGUGCGUCAGGGAC